AUGCAGCCAAUGAAGUACUCGCAUUUUGAUGAUUCAUUGUCGACUCACAGUAACAUGCUUUAUACUGUAAUUAUAAUUGCGCACUAAAAAACUGCCUUCAUAACCUUCAUCAACCUCCUCCACCACAUCUCUCCUACUCUUUCGCUCUCGCGCUUUUCCCACAACCGCUCCAUUGCCUUUCCCAUUGCAUCCUUCCUCGAUUCCAGUUCUAAGGGCGAAGAUGUUCGGGAGCGGCGUUGGAAUUGAGGCGGCCUCGCUUGGCGGAGUCCUUUCGAACGGGAAAGCUCCGGCGGCUGAGCUUUUGGUAGACGAUUCCUCCGAUCCGGCGAUUAAUAUGUCUGAGCCGGUUCCUCCGUUGGCGGAAUCCGGCAUUCUGGACGGCGCUGUCCCCACCGGAGAGAGGAAGACGGAGAAGAGGGAGAUUGUGCUGGGGCGGAACGUGCACACCACGUGUCUGGAAGUCACCGAGCCUGAUGCGGACGAUGAAUCGACGGGAGAUAAGGAAGCCUACAUGGCUGGCGUCUUGGCUCGGUACCGCAAAUCUCUUGUCGAGCGAACCAAGCAUCAUCUAGGAUAUCCAUACAAUCUGGAUUUUGAUUAUGGAGAUCUUUCACAGUUACAGCAUUUCUCCAUUAAUAACCUUGGUGAUCCAUUUAUAGAGAGCAACUAUGGUGUGCACUCGAGGCAGUUUGAAGUGGGUGUAUUGGAUUGGUUUGCCCGUUUAUGGGACAUUGAAAGAAAUGAGUACUGGGGAUACAUUACAAACUGUGGGACUGAGGGAAAUCUUCAUGGAAUUCUUGUUGGGAGAGAAGUAUUUCCUGAUGGAAUUUUGUAUGCUUCAAGAGAGUCACAUUAUUCAGUGUUUAAAGCAGCAAGAAUGUAUAGAAUGGAAUGUGUAAAGGUUAACACAUUAAUAACUGGUGAGAUUGAUUGUGUGGAUUUUAAGGCUAAGCUCCUUUCUAACACAGACAAACCUGCAAUUAUCAAUGUUAACAUAGGCACAACUGUGAAGGGGGCUGUUGAUGAUCUUGACCUUGUUAUCCAAACCCUUGAAGAAUGUGGGUAUUCACAUAAUCGGUUUUAUAUACACUGUGAUGGAGCACUCUUUGGGCUUAUGAUGCCAUUUGUGAAGCGUGCACCAAAGGUUUCAUUCAAAAAACCAAUUGGCAGUGUUAGUGUUUCUGGUCACAAGUUUGUGGGAUGCCCAAUGCCCUGUGGUGUUCAGAUCACAAGGCUGGACCACAUCAACGCACUCUCAAGGAAUGUGGAGUACCUUGCCUCAAGGGAUGCCACCAUCAUGGGAAGCCGAAACGGCCAUGCCCCAAUCUUUCUCUGGUACACCCUGAACCGGAAAGGCUACAAGGGCUUCCAGAAAGAGGUCCAAAAGUGUCUCAGAAACGCACACUACCUAAAAGAUUGCCUCCUAGGAGCCGGAAUCAGUGUCAUGCUCAACGAGCUUAGCAGUACCGUCGUCUUUGAGAGACCUAAAGAUGAGGAGUUUGUUCGCCGCUGGCAACUCGCCUGCGAAAGAAACAUGGCCCACGCUGUUGUGAUGCCUAAUGUGACAAUCGAGAAGCUGGACUGUUUUGUUAGCGAGCUGAUUCAAGCUCGGUUAGAAUGGUACAAAGACGAGAAUUCCAAACCUCCAUGUCUUGAAGCUGAAAUUGGAGCACAAAACUGUUGCUGUGCACUGCACAAAUGAUAUGCUUCUGCUCUCAAUCCAGAAGCUGUUUGGUUUCUCUUUGCAGUGUUUGUGUUAGAAGGAAUAUUUAUUGGUGUGUUAUUUCCCAUGUAUUACUGCAACAAUAUGUUUGAGUACAUUGAUUCUGCUGAUAGUUGUUUUUUAUUGUGUUUGAGCCACAAAAUCAUCGUUUGGUAUUCUCUGGUCUUUUAAAAGAUGAAGAAACAAAAGAUUGUGGCUCGCACCUCGAUUGAAGCUAAAUUUAUGGACCUUGCUGCAUCCACAUGGGAAUUAAAAUGGCUAAAUAUUG
This is a messenger RNA of Cuscuta campestris, 1991 nucleotides long. The record is from the annotation of a GenBank genome assembly. NCBI's taxonomy places the organism in Eukaryota, Viridiplantae, Streptophyta, Magnoliopsida, Solanales, Convolvulaceae.